AUUCAUCUUAUGAGAAAAUGUUUUGGCUUGUUUGGCCUGUUCUUUUUGGGAAAUCCCAUGGAACUGUGAGUUUACAGUGGAUGUGGUGAUUUCUUUAUUUUCUGCUCUUUCUCGUGUUUUGUAAUGCAGGUCAGAAUAACAAAUGGGACUUCUUCUCUUUAUGCACUUUGCGGCUCAUGGUUGAGAAAUAGUUUUCCUGAGGAAAGCCAGCCACAAUAUGGAGAUAUUGCAAAAUCUCUCCCACAACCUUUACCUAUGCCAGUGACAGAUAACCUGCCAAACAAAAGGGAAGGAGUAGAACAGGAAGAGGGGGUUGGUUUUCCUAGUUUUGCUGUUCUUAUACGUGUGAAGUUGUUCUAGGUUUCUUCUGCUGGAUUUCAAUUUUGUCAGCUUUUAUUUUUUGCUUGAAUACUACACAGAAAAUAGGCAGAACCCUCAAAUCGCCUCUUAAAAAAGAUGGGUGGGUAUGGAUCAACCCUCACAAAAAUGAAGGGACAUUUGGCCCCCCAAAAAUUAUCGACUGAUCCAAAUCACCAAUUAUUUAAUUGCUGACAUCAUCACUGUCAUGAUCUCCGUUUAACCCGUGCCAACGUGUCAUUUUUUUACACGUUGGAAGCUGAUGUGUACCAAUCUCUCUUUUUUAAACACUGUAUCACCUUUUAUUCCCCUUUUCUUGUCAUGGACCCCAUUUAGCCCUAAAAAGGAAGAAGGAGAACCUAAGUCUUUGCUCAGAUUUGUAGCGAAAAAUUGAAGACUCAUUUCUCAAAGAAAUCUUUGGAUUAAAUUCACUUUUGAGUACGGGACGAGAGUUGGUUCAACUCUUUCUAGCGAAUCUCAAGAAAACACUAAAGCUUUUAGGGCCCUUGCACACUCAGUGUUGCAGUUGGUGGUGGGGUUCAAGGUGAAGGACAUAGUAAAAGUAAGCCUUUGCAGUUGCUUUCUCUUGAAAAAUGUUUGUUUAUAAAGUUUUCUAGUUUGU
This is a messenger RNA of Rubroshorea leprosula, 979 nucleotides long. NCBI's taxonomy places the organism in Eukaryota, Viridiplantae, Streptophyta, Magnoliopsida, Malvales, Dipterocarpaceae. The record is from the annotation of a GenBank genome assembly.